Molecule: messenger RNA, 703 nt
Organism: Cydia amplana
Lineage: Eukaryota; Metazoa; Arthropoda; Insecta; Lepidoptera; Tortricidae
Exons: 6
Coding region: 35-679 (214 amino acids)
Source: RefSeq, a predicted model, not a curated record
UAUUUGACAGGGAUACACUCCUCUACACAUCGCCAUGCAGUUUCGUCAUGAAAAUCUCUUCAGACUGCUAGUCGAAGCUUAUGAUGCGGAUCCAAACGCCAGAGACUGGUCUGGCCGGAAGCCAAGGCAAUAUCUAGUCAACAUUGACACCUCCAUGUCUCCAGGCUCCUACAGAAAGGCGAAUACGUUCGAUUUGAAACGGACUGUCACCUCUCCACCGGUUUUAAGAGUCACCCCUCAUUCAACAGUUCAUGCGAUGUCAAAAAAGGAGGGUUUCCUCCGGAUCGGGUCGUUGAACGUCCGCGUGAAAAAGACAACGGAGGCGUUCAGCAACUUCCUGGGCGUGGGCGCGACGCGGUCGUCCGCGUACAUGCCCAAGUCGGGCAGAGACAGGCCACUCGAUCGCAAUUCGGACGACGCCGCGCAUAAGAGCUGGGGCUCGGCGGAUAACCUGCAGAAGGAUGACAAGCUGAUGCCACCGCCUACGAACAGCGGCAAGGUGAGACGGCGAGGUGCCACGGGGCGCCGAGGCCUGGGCUCCCAUAGCCGAAGCACGCCCACUACUCCUGACCAGCCGCGAGCACGCAUCGGGAGCAGCGAGACCGGCGACUCGGACUCGGACUCGGCCGCCGGCUUCCACUCUGCCUGGCGUCAGCAGCGCGCCUCCAACUGCACAUAGCAUAUCAUAACGGAACCCAAGCCA